GUUUGAUCAUAAACUCCAUCGCUUUUAUGCCUCCUAUAACUAGCAAUGGCCCACCAAAGCAAAGCAAAAACUGAGGAGGGUCUGAACUCUGGAGUACUGGUGAAACACACAUGAGAGAAUUCACUCCCAACAAAGAUUCAACCCCAACAAAGAUUCAACCUUUGUGACUACCCAAUUCAGCCCAACCCUUUUUCUUUUUACGCUUUUCCAAACUUUUCGUACAUCACCAAAGAAGCCAAUGAAAACCCCUUCCUCUAAGCAAAGCUAGACUCUACAGCUCUACUCUACACUAUACAACUCUGAGUCAUGGUAUAUACUAUAUACUGAUAAUAUUAUUUGUAUUGCUCUUUAAGAAAGUUAUCAACUUGGUUGCCCUUAUAAACGCAAUGUGAUUGGGUACAUUGGUGUGAUUGGAGUCAUAGAAAAGGUGGAUGAAAAGGGUCUCUCUGUUAUGCUUCUGCUCAGGUUAUGGUGGGUGAACUAAGGGGCUUUGUGGCUUUGAUUUGAUGAAGUUCUUAUUAUUGGAAUAAGAAAUAAAAUGAGUGCCUAUAUUACAUUGGAUUUGGAGCGUAUACUCAAGGAGAUACUUCAAGUGGUCAAACCUCAGCAGGACGAUAGGUCAACACGGUUGCAAGUCAUUAAUGAAUUACAAGGAGUCGUUGAAUCUGUGGAAAGCUUGAGAGGUGCAACAGCGGAGCCAUUUGGUUCAUUUGUGUCCAAUCUGUUCACAAGAUGGGGUGAUUUGGAUAUUUCAAUCGACUUACCCAAUGGUGCAUAUAUUUCAUCUGCUGGAAAAAAGCGCAAACAAAAUUUACUAGUUGAUUUCCAAAAAGCUUUGAGAAAGAUGGGUGGAUGGCGCAGGAUAAAAUAUAUCCCCAAUGCAAGAGUGCCAAUCCUAAAGUUUGAGAGUAGCCGCCAGAGCAUCUCUUGUGAUAUAUCGAUUGAUAACCUGCAGGGCCAAAUGAAAUCCAAACUUUUAUUUUGGAUUAGUGAGAUAGAUGAGCGUUUUCGUGACAUGGUUUUACUGGUAAAAGAAUGGGCAAAAGCACAUGAUAUAAAUAAUCCAAAAAGUGGAACUUUCAAUUCAUACUCUCUUAGUCUGCUUGUGAUCUUCCAUUUCCAGACAUGUGAGCCUGCAAUUUUACCACCUCUUAGAGAUAUAUACGCAGGAAAUGUUGCUGAUGAUCUUCAAGGUGUGAGAGCUAAUGUAGAGAGACAUAUUGCAGAAACAUGUGCUGCUAACAUACACAGGUUCAGGCAAAACCGAACCAGAAAAGUUAAUCGCAGUUCUUUGUCUGAGCUUUUCAGGUCAUUCCUUGCUAAGUUUUCUGACAUAGGUUUGAGGGCCUCAGAACUAGGAAUUUGUCCCUACACAGGAAAGUGGGAGUAUAUAAGGAGCAAUAUGAGAUGGUUGCCCAAAACUUAUGCCAUAUUUAUCGAGGAUCCUUUUGAGCAGCCAGAAAAUUCCGCAAGGACUGUUAGUAUGGGUAACUUGACAAGGGUAUCUGAAGCAUUUGAGAGAAGCCGCCGUACACUUAAUUCAGCUGAUCAGAAUCGGGGUUCUCUCCUUGCCACACUCGUCCCACCACAGGUAUCACAGUAUAUUGAGAGAGCAGCACCCCUUCGGAGCCCAACUUACAAUGGCGGAUGCUACCAUCCCCAACCAACUCGUCCACAAGUGUACAGGAACAUGCACAUGCCCUCACAAACACGGCAUCAAUUUCAGAACAUGAGGCUUGAGACCCCACAAACACAGCAUCAAUUUCAGAACAUGACGGUUGAAACCCGGUCCAACAAUUCAACUGUGACAAGGCCUGUGCAGGCGAAUCACAAUCAAGGACAGCAGAGAUGGAGAGCAAGAUCUGACAGAUAGGGUGUCACCGGUUUUUGAUUAUUCAAUUGGCUUUUUACUGCACAGUACAUCGUUUCUCUUGAAACUUUAAUAUUACCCAGUUGUUUUGUGUCUGCCAAGAGUAUAAUUGUUGAAUAGUAUAUGUUGACCAUUGCCAAAUCAAUUGAGAGAAGCUGAUUGAGUUUUGUGAAGCAUUAGCGGUUUCUUGA
Molecule: messenger RNA, 2061 nt
Organism: Quercus lobata
Lineage: Eukaryota; Viridiplantae; Streptophyta; Magnoliopsida; Fagales; Fagaceae
Gene: HESO1
Product: Nucleotidyltransferase family protein
Exons: 10
Coding region: 539-1873 (444 amino acids)
Molecular function (GO): RNA uridylyltransferase activity
Source: RefSeq, a predicted model, not a curated record